Molecule: messenger RNA, 3415 nt
Organism: Lycium ferocissimum
Lineage: Eukaryota; Viridiplantae; Streptophyta; Magnoliopsida; Solanales; Solanaceae
Exons: 2
Coding region: 504-3335 (943 amino acids)
Source: RefSeq, a predicted model, not a curated record
UUUUUUUUGGUAGGACCAACACAAAAAGUUCAUGAGAGAUCAGCUUAAUUUGCGAGAGAAUAAUAUUACCUCCGACAUCUUAAGACUGACAUGCGGCAUCCUUUUAUUGAUAUAUUCAUGAAGCAAUCGGCUUAGGGUGCGAGAGAAUAAUAUUACCUCCGACACCUUGAGACUGACAAAUAAAGAUCCUUUUGACGACGUAUGCAAGAAGCAAUCAGCUUAGAGUGCGAGAGAUUAAUAUUACCUCCGACACUUUGAGACUGACAAGUAAAGACCCUUUUGAUGACGUAUGCAAGAAACAAUCAGCUUAGAGUGCGAGAGAAUAAUAUUACCUCCGACACUUUGAGACUGACAAUUUGCGCUCCUUUUAACAAUACAUUCACAAAACAAUCGGCUUAGGGUGCGAGAGAUUAACAUUGCCUCCGACACCUUAAGACUGAUAAGUCCCGUUUACAUGAAUUCAAUCAACUUCAACCUUGUGAUUAACCAAGCUUCUUUUGUUCAUGCAGUUUGAAGAGAUGGUUCACUUCAGAGAUUAUACGUCUCCGUCCUCCAAAAACAAGUAUCUCAUUAUUGAAGCUGAAAAUGGCGAAAUCUUAACCAAGUUGCUGACUUAUAUUCCACUGGUCGGUUGGUACGCUGGUCCGUGGCCAUCUUUGAGGAAUUCUCUCCAUAUGCUAAAUUGGACUUCAGAACACAACCAAGGCUCUAAUCGAUCGUCAACAAUGUGGUCCUUUAGGAAUCCUAACCAUCGCAAGUCGAACGUUGCGGGCACCCUUCCUUGUUUAGGACGUCGAAUACUUCAAGGACAAGUACAUUGGGGAUCAGGAACCAUGAAAAUUGACCGUGAAUAUCAUCAUACACCAGGAUAUUGGGAAUGGGCUGAAGAUGUGCUUGGCAGAAGUCAACAAACUUUGAAGACAACGAGAAUAUAUGAUGCUAUUUAUGCUUCUCUGUUCACCUAUGAUCGCAAUUCAAACAUAUUGCAAGCAUUCUUUGAAGCCUGGUGUCCAACGACAAAUACAUUGCUUACAUCCGUUGGAGAGCUAUCAAUAUCCCUUUGGGAUUUACACGUCAUUGGAGGUCUACCCAUUGGUGGUUCCCCUUACGAAGAAAUAGUGCCCGAAGCUAAGGAGCUUACAGGUACUAAUGAGAAUAACGAAAGGUUCCUUCCCCAAACAUGUGAGCACCUAUUCGUAGCCUUUCAAUAUCUUCAAGAAGGUGAGAUUCAUAAUCCAAGGGUGCCUUUGAGCAAGUGGAUAAAUUUUUGGUGCAAAAGAGCUUUGAAAUACGAACCUGCUCCACCACGGAAGGAGAAAAAGUCUGCUCGCUUGAAGUCAACAUAUAAUCCAACUGGAGCUAUACCUGGAGCAGCCGAGUGGUCAAGUGCAGAUGAAGUAAUGUUUUCCAAACUUGGAGUAGAUCAUGAACAAAGGGAUGAUACAUAUUUAACAGCCUUCUUAUCAUGUUGGUUGUGCGCCUUUGUAUUUCCCUCUAAAGAUGGUGACUUCAUUCGACCGGGGACUUUUAGAAUGGCGGCCAUGAUGGCAAAUAAACGAGUAAUUAGUCUUGCAGUCCCAGUCUUAUCAAACAUUUACAAUGGUUUAGCGAAGAUUUCCAAGUCAUCGCAACUUGAGCAUAUUAAAGUGUCAUUUCCCAUUCAUUAUUUAUAUGGUUGGCUUGCUCACUACUUCAAGACGCAUUUUGCACUUCCUAACGGACCAUCAGUUCCAUUAAUGGUAGUAUAUUUUGGAGAAGGUGCUGCAAAAUAUUUUGACGGGGAGCAUGCAAGAAAAUGCGUUCAUCGAGGAGAUAGCGUUGCUUGGAUUUCUACUAUGCCAAAUAGGUCCCGUCCUCAUUAUUUUGUGGACAAUGGCAAGGAACCAGAGUUGGAGGUGAGUUACUUUAUGAGCCUUCGUUUUAAUUACCUUCCUUUGAGGAGUGAGGACUCCUACAUCUUCGAGCCAUAUAGUCCGCACCGAUUCAGCCGUCAGUUUGGGUUUUAUCAAGACACUCCUGGCGUCUUGGAAAGUGAUAUUCGCAGUGCCUCAUUAGCUGAAGGACUUAGAUUCUCUCGAAUUUGUGUGUCCCAAAAAUCCAUGUCGAAGGCAACUUUCCCUAACACUACGUCUAAUGUGAGGAAGCUCUCUUCGUCCGAGUAUAAAUCCUGGUGGGCAAAAGUGCAUGGGAAAUAUCUCGAAGACAAAUUGCAAUCGUUGGUGGCUGCUGUUGGCCCUAUUACAGACAUUCUUCAAGAGCAUAAUGAAGAGGUCUUCGCUGAUAAAUCUCUUGCUUUAAAGUCUAAAGCAGUUUUGCCACACAAAAGCAAAGGGCCUCCAUGUACAGACGUUCAAAAAGAGAAGAUGCUUCCUCAGGCUUAUCAAGCUUCUAAAAAGCGACCACCACAAGACGAAAGUGAUAGCAGUCAUGGGGAUCGUUGUCCGAAGAGAUUCAGACCACCCGUAGACGAGCCAAGAGACACUACUUCGCAUGCGGUAGAGAUUCAUGACAGCGAUAGCAGUUCUUCAAGGACUUUGACAGCUACUAAAGAGCCAAGUAGCGUCAAUAUUUUGGUGGCUUCUCACCAAAGCAAGCCUCAAGAUAGUAGUGAAUCUGUAGCAGGGCCAGACUCACGGGGAUCACUUCCAACAUCUAAAUCAGAGCGAGAGGCCACUUCUAUUUCUCAUGGGAGGUCUAAACCAAAUUUGGGACUCAGUUCUCGCAAACCACCAGCAACAACUAUGUCCGUUUUUUAUGGAAGAAAGGUUGUGAUGACUCUUCGAAAGAAUUUCGUUUUGGAGGCUUGGACUAAGAUCCAAGCUAAAUUCUCCAACCUUUCUGUGGAUUGUGCAUCUUCUCUUGAAGAUGAGGUAAAAGUGAUCCUCGAGGAGAUGGAUGGAAAGGACUUGGAUAUUUCCCCUUUGAAGAAACUAUUGGAUUCUUUCUUUGAGCUUGCCACUUCCUAUGACCAAGCACGAUCAGCUCUUGUUGAUAAGGCCGCAGAAGUCGAAAAAUCAGAGUCAUUUGUAAGAGCCAAGGAACAUCUUGAUCUUGUCUUAACUGAAAAAGAUGAGAAGGCCAAAAAGCUAUCUGCUACUCGUCGAUCUCUUAAGGCAGCGAAGAAGAAAGUGAAGGAGCUACGAGCCCUCAGAAACGCCACAGAGAAGGAUGUUGAGGAGUUCAAAUCUAAAGUCUCAGCUGCUGAAGAUGAAUACCGUAGAUGUGUUGAUAUCUCCCAAGCAACUGCAAAUAAUUCGGCCGACGUAGAAGAGAAGAGGCGAUACUUAGAGGCUAACCUUCAAGACUUAGUCAAUUAUAAGUUUUGUCUAGAUUAGCUUGCAGGAAACUUUUUUUUUUUUUUUUACUUGCUCUCCUUUUGCUUUCUUGCAUUUGAUUAGUUGAUGUUCUUGACAGU